UUUUUGGAGCGGGCUCUCUCGUCCAACAAAUAUCGAACGUUGGAACGGACAAACAAAAUUUUUUAUUUCAUGCAACUUCUAGUACAGCCGCCAACGAAGUGUGCAAUGCAUUUGAAACCACUCUGUUGUAUCGCUGAAGACGUCUAAAACCGCUUCUACAGGCAUGUCAGCCAAAAGGCUUGCGUCACUCCUAUCCUCUUACGCCGUACGUCAUAUAUGGACUGAAAUUGAAAAACAGCCGAUUGCUGACAAAAUAGAGGUGCCCAUCAGAUAUAUAAGGAGCCAGUUUCAUCUCUCUUACACCGACUUAUCUUAUAUUAUCAUGACUGGAGAACUCGUUUUAGUUACCGGAGCCAAUGGAUUUGUUGGUUCCCAUGUUUGCCGUGAACUGCUCAACAAAGGCUAUCGCAUCCGCGUGGCAGUUCGCUCGGAAUCCAAAGCCAACGACGUGAAAAAAGUGAAUCCUCAACACAAAGACCGCAUUGAAAGCGUGAUUGUGCCCGAUAUCACUUCCUCAGGCGCUUUCGACCAAGCUGUGCAAGGAUGCGACUAUGUCAUGCAUAUUGCCAGCCCGUUCACCUUUGACAUCAAAGAUAACGAAAAAGACCUCCUCCUCCCCGCUCGAGAAGGAACCAAGAACAUCCUUCAAGCCGCUAGCACUCAUAAGUCGAUCAAGAGAGUCAUCAUUACUUCAUCGUUUGCUGCUGUGGUCGAUGUGAGCAAAGGAUUGCGACCAGGCUAUACAUACACGGAAAAGGACUGGAACCCUGCCACAUGGGAGGAAGCUCGGAAGUCCGAUAAUCCCGGAUUUGUCUAUUGUGCGUCAAAGAAGUUUGCAGAAGAGGAAGGUUGGGAUUUUGUGAAGAACAGGAAGCCUUCCUUUGACAUUACUACCAUUUGCAUGCCUAUGGUGUAUGGUCCUGUUGCUCACCAUAUCGACAGCCUGGAUCACUUGAACGAAUCCAGCAUGCAAAUCUGGCAGAUCGUCAAUGGCAAGUCCAACAAGAUUCCUGAAACCGUCUUCCCUGGUUUUGUUGAUGUCCGCGAUGUGGCUGUCGCCCAUGUUGCUGCUUUGACAACGGCUUCGGCUUCCAAUUCUCGCUACUUGGUUUCCUCGGGUAUUUACAGAUUCGAGCAAGUCACCGCCAUUGUCAACAAAAAGUACCCCGACAGAAAGUUGCCAGAAGGUGACACUAGCCGUCUCGAUUGCUAUGACAUCGAUGGCUCUAAAGCCGAGCGCGAAUUACUUCAGAGGCCAUACAUCAACUUUGAAAAAUGUAUUUCCGAUGAGGUGGAGCAGCUUUAUGAGCUCGAAAAGAAGACCAGUAAAUAGUAGUAUAUAGUGUGAAAUCUGUACAGCUUGUGUAAGCCAUUUGUAACGCAAGAAAUGCAAAAUAUAUAAUGUUAUCAAGUACUUUGUGUUGGAGGAGACUUUGCUCGGUG
Messenger RNA from Umbelopsis ramanniana AG, 1443 nucleotides. RefSeq lists its product as uncharacterized. The transcript is spliced from 2 exons. The record is from RefSeq and is a predicted model, not a curated record. Bases 164 to 1333 code for a protein of 389 amino acids. Gene Ontology annotation, molecular function: oxidoreductase activity, acting on the CH-OH group of donors, NAD or NADP as acceptor. Lineage: Eukaryota; Fungi; Mucoromycota; Umbelopsidomycetes; Umbelopsidales; Umbelopsidaceae.